Messenger RNA from Pimephales promelas (fathead minnow), 1506 nucleotides. Lineage: Eukaryota; Metazoa; Chordata; Actinopteri; Cypriniformes; Leuciscidae. The record is from RefSeq and is a predicted model, not a curated record.
UUCUGUUUACAUGCAGAGGCAGACGCGCGCUGCAGAAGCUUUUGAAUUCGACACUUAUCUCGAUAUAGAUUAUAAAAUGGUUAAAAGGUGUUCAUUUCCAGGAUGUACGAAUCGUGAGAAACCAAUCAAAAAACGUGCAAGUGCCUCCUCAAUGUUUGGAAAUGAACGGCUUACCUUUUUCACUUUCCCACUAAAUGAUGUUGAGCGAGUGAAGCUAUGGCUGCUGGCGAUUCAGCGGGAUGUUCAUUUACCACUGAAAGUCGUCAAACACUUGAGGUUGUGCAGUGAACAUUUUACACCUGACGACUUCAGGCCAGUUUUAGGAAACAGUCGACGAUUACUGAACUCAACAGCUGUGCCAGUAAUGUACGAGGAGACAAAGGAUCCAUCACUGCUCAGUCCGGACCCUGGUUUACCAGAUCCAGUCCCUACCAGUUUUCUCCCACAAGCAACUGAUCUAAGUGGAAACACUGUAAAAGAGGAAAUAUUGCCGGAUUCAUAUUUAAAUGCUGUUCCCGACUCAACCCCACUUAAACAACAAAGAAUCCGUAGAUUUAAGCAAGAACCUGUGAGCUCAUUUCCGUCACGUCUUAUUUUGGUUUUAUCAAGUCCAGCUAGAGCUGUAAAGUGUUCAAUGCCAUCGACAUCAGGGACGUACUACGCCUUCCCUGCAACAAAGUCCUGUCAAUGGAGUGUAAAAACAGCUGAAAUUGACAACCGAUCUGAAGGAAGUCUUGUUCCUCCAAGUUCCACCUCGACAUCUACUUCGACUGCAGAAGAUGAUGAAGAAAAUAAAUGCAAAGAUCAAAAUUGGAUUGUGAAUGAGUCCAGAUUGAUGGAGCUGUUUAAUAGAUGCCAUUAUUGUGGAUCAUUAGUAAUCGAGACCCAAAAAAUAACUUGUGGUCGCUUCAUACGUGUUAUAUGGGAAUGUUCUAAUGGUCAUCAAGGAAAAUGGGACUCAUGUGAUGAUAUUUGAGGAAUACCAGCUAAUAACCUUCUUGUGGCAGCGUCGACACAUGUGGACAUUGAUGACUGGGAUACAUUGCCUACAACCUACAAAUACCAAAGAAAACAAACGUGUACACCGACUAUCCAGUCCUCUUAUCUAAUCCCUGUUGUAGAUGUUGUGUACAAAGAACAACAGGAGAAUAUUUUGGAAGGCGGAUGCAGAACAUACUGACUUUGUCAUGGGAUGGGAGAAAUGACAGGUAUUCCUCGAUACAACACUGUUUUUCCCAAGCUAAAUAAAGAGUGGGUGGCCCGGAAAAUUUAUGAACUGACUUCACAAAAAUUCAGGGAUGAUCUUCUUCGAAAGGUACAGGGCCGGCGCAAUGACCCCACUGUACUUUUCAAGGACCCGACCUCUCAAAAGAAGCAGCUAUUGCAAAACAGGCGUCAAGGUUUAGCAAUUAAACGACAGUCGUACUGUGGCGUACUGUAAUAUAGUUCUCUUACCCUUGAUUGUGUUGCUUGAUUUUUCUUUGAGUAAAAUGCUACCUCAACAUG